GUUUAGAGCGCACGCUGGAAGCUCUGGCAGACGAUUUGAGUUGAUAUGAGCCUUCCGACCUCACAUCAGCAGUCAAGAUAACUGGUUAAAAUUGGCUAACUACUUACAGACAUUAAUGAGAGAACACCUCACUCUGACCAUUUUACUCGCCCUAUAGCAAAGCUAGUUAAUUACUGUUUUCUUGAGCGUUUGUGAUUAACUAAACUGCUGGUAGCAAUUUUAAUUACGUUUUUUGUUUUUACCAACGUUUACUGACACCGGUCAUAACAUAUUCAACGGGUGUUGCGCGUCGUAAAUUCAUCAGUUAGGUCAAUGCUUUGGCAGACACGACAGUGCUCUGAAAUAGAAGUAGAUAGUGAAUGUACGGACGCACCCGCCGAUGUCACUCAUUGGCUCCACUCUGCCUUCCACCGAUCUGUCAGACCGUUGCAGACGCGCUGCCUCCCCCUCGCCAAGCUCUCAUGUUGCCGAUUCUGACUGAAAAUAUACACACCGCUGAACAAUAACUCAAAAGUUAUCGCAGCCGGUCACGGAGGGGCAUGAGAGCCUUGUGCGAGGCCAGUGCCGUUGCUUGCCGGACCCAGUGCUGGUGACGGGGACAUGGGCCUCUUCCUCAGGGCUUCCAGUACGACCCAGCUCAACACAAGCCAGAGCCUCAGCCACCAGCUUGUCCAGCACCAUCCAGACACCCACGGCAGCAGCAGCACCUCGAGUGACCCUGCCUCAGAGGGCUUCACCCUUCUCUCCGGCGCCACCACCCCACGGCAGGCCCAGCACCCAGCACCGCAGCCGGAGACUAGUGCCAAUAUGAGAGGUCUGGAGACUGAGGAGAGCCACAACGCCAGUGCCACACCGACACCAGCGGGGGGAGAAGAGCCAAGCCCGACCAAGACAGAUUGCAGGGAGCAGGCAGAGACCCAGCCACAGGCCCAACCUCAGACCCAGCUCCAACCACAGAGGUCAGAUGAGAGCUGCUGUCAAGAGAAGAAGGAAACUCAGCAGCAGACAUCGGAACAGACAGGAAAAAGGCCCAAGUCUAACUCAAAGUUAAAGUUAGUUCGAAGCCUGGCUGUUUGCGAAGAGUCCUCUCCUCCUCCUAUUGCCACUGAUCUGCCUCGAGAACAUCAGGAGAAAAUUGAGAUCCAGCUCACCCAGUCGUUUGACAAAGAGGAGGAGGCGUCAUCGCCCAUCAAGAAUGAAGUGGACCAAGAUAAAGGAGUGGAGAAGCUGCUGGAGAAGACUGAAAGGAUGCCCAGGAAGAUGCUGUCCAGAGAUUCCAGUCAAGAAUACACCGACUCUACCGGGAUCGAUGUCCAUGAGUUCUUAGUAAACACGCUGAAAAACAACCCCAGGGACAGAAUGAUGCUUCUGAAGUUGGAACAGGACAUUCUUGACUUUAUCAGUAAUAACGAAAGCCAGAAGAGAAAGUUCCCUCCGAUGACCUCCUACCACAGAAUGCUGCUGCACCGCGUUGCAGCCUACUUCGGCCUAGACCACAACGUCGACCAAACCGGGAAAUCUGUAAUCAUCAACAAAACUAGCAAUACGAGAAUACCUGAUCAGAAGUUUUCAGAACACAUCAAAGAUGACAAAACUGACGACUUCCAAAAGCGGUAUAUUCUCAAAAGGGACAACUCCGGCUCAGACAAAGAUGACAAUAUGAUGCGGAUGAGACUGAAGGAAGACAGGAGGAGUAAGUCUAUAGAGGAACGAGAGGAGGAGUACCAGAGGGCCAGAGACAGGAUAUUCGCUCAAGAAGGUCCAGAUGGCUUUCCUCUUGAAAAAAGAAUACAGGAGGAUGAUGCCUGUAACAGCACACAGCAAAGACGGCAAAUCUUUAGGUUAAAAGAUGUCCGCUCGGCCAACAGUUGCCAGAGCAGCUCUGAGAACGAGCCCAAGAACUCUGAACCCCGGCCGUGGAGCAGCACUGACUCGGACAGCUCAAACCGUAACCUGAGGCCAGCCAUGACCAAAGCAAGCAGCUUCAGCGGUAUCUCUGUCCUCAUCAGGGGAGACAGCUCAGGCAGCAGCAAGAGCAUGGGUCGCCUCUCUAAGACUGGUUCUGAGUCUUCGAGUAGUGUAGGGUCCUCCACGGGUUCGCUCUCUCGCGCCCAGCAAACCCACCCUGUCCCGGCUCUAACCAAGGCUGGCUACCCCCACAACCACUCUGCGCUUCCCUGCCCAGUGGCCUACCCAGCUGUCUGCGCUAGUAGUACUGUGGUCUAUGAGGCGGGAGGCAGGAGUGCGGCACCGCCAGCGAACACAGCUAACACUAGCUACUAUUUGCUUCCUCUGGAAGCCACAGGGAUACCGCCAGGGAGUGUCCUGGUCAACCCACACACAGGACAGCCAUUUGUGAACCCGGAUGGAAGUGCUGUGGUGUACAACCCCAAUCACGGCAUGGCUCCUCAGCAUCAUAAUCAGCAGGGCAGGACCCAGCAGCCCAUGCCCACUCCUCCGCACUUGCCUGGCCAGCACCAGCCCACCAAUCAUAACCACGUCCUCGCACAGCCGGUCCGGCCCCUCCAGCCCUCUGCUCAGCCUGUCCACUACUCGUCUGUCUCUUACCCAUCUCAGCUCCUCUCCGUCUCCCCUGACCAACUAUACACUGUGCAAGAGAACCUGGGAGCCCAGUUCAGCCACAUGAGUCUGUCCCGGCAGGCCUCCGGGAGGGCCCCUCCUCCGUGGUGCUCCAGGCCCCCCCGCAGCAGCAGGGCUUCAUGGUGCCCCCCCCAGGCCAGCCUGUCCCUGCCCCCCAGGCCUACAACACCCCCGCCCCUCCGCCUGUCAACCAGCCACUCAUGCAGACAAGGUUACAUGCAGCAGAUGCCAGCGUGUUACUGUGGGCCAGGCCAGUACCCCCUGUCUAACCAGGGGUACAGGCCUGUGGGCACAGUGCAGUAUAGUGCCCUGCAGAGCCAGCCAAUGCCCCCGCCCACACAACAGACAGGUUACCAAACUGUGAUGCUCAAUCAUCCACAGAGCUAUCAGAGUAUGAUAGUAGUGCCACAGAGUCAAAACCCAGUCAGUGGCCAGCAGAACCCGGUCAGUGGCCAGCAGAACCCGGUCAGUGGCCAGCAUAGCAAUAUGGGACAUCAGAUGCAAGGCAUGAUGGUCCAGUAUCCCUCUAUGUCAUCUUAUCAGGUAUCCAUGCAGCCCCAAGGCUCCCAGGUUGUACCACAGCAAACGUAUCAGCAGCCUAUCGUCAUCCACAACCAGUCCAACCAGAGGCCCAUGCCUGGCUCUGGUGUCCAGGUUUACUACAGUGUUAUCACACCCAAUCAACAGAGCUCCUCUGUAGAGUUCCUGCCUCCUUCCGGAUCAGAGCAGAUGCUGUUCCCUCGGCCGUCCUCCCCCUGCAGCUCCCAGCAGCCCCUCCAUCAGACACAUCAGUGCUCAGGUGGUGGAAUGGUGAUGAUGCAGCUGAUGUUGUCCCCUGGCCAGCAGCCGAGGCCUCACACGCCCUCGCAGUGGAAACACAGCAAGUACUACAGUCUGGAUCACACCAGAGGACAGAAGUCCACAGAGCUCUCAGUCAUAGACACCUCACAGAGCAGUCCCCAGCUGGGCAGUCCCUCUACCUCCCCCGCCCAGUCGCCAACCCCCUCCCACCUGACCAAUGUGAAGAGCAUCCGUCCUGGCCUCACCCCCGUACCCAUGAUGCCACAGUUCUCCAGACCCUUCGUGCCAGGGCAAGGAGAUGCUCGGUACCCGUUGCUAGGGCAACCCCUCCAGUACAACCCUCAGAGCCGUCCUCCUCUCCUCCAAUUUCCCCCCAUGGCCCCCAACCAUCAGGUACCUAUAGGGAUACGGCACAGCGGUGGAGGAGGCAGAGGGAGGAAGCAGCCGAGGAAAGCUCUGUCUACAGAUCUCAGUGUAGGUCAACCAGUGAGUGGGCGGGUCCUGGAGGUGACUGAGCUGCCGGAGGGGAUCAGCCGGACCGAGGCGGACUCUCUGCUAGGCGACGAUGAGGUGUCAGCACAAAUGAUGUCCAGUUGGGAGGACGACGGAGUGGCCGAGGUCUCCCAUAACUGCUGUGUCGCAAUCAAGGUGGAUGCCAAGAGCGAGACAUGCUCUCAGUUCUCUCAAAUCUACCCGGUGGUGUGCAUCCCGUCCAGUUUCUUUAUUGGAGAGAAUGGAAUCCCCCUGGAAGUUGUUGCCGGGAGUGUCUCUGCAGAGGAACUCACGAAAAGAAUCGACAAAGUCAAACAGAUGCACGCCCAGCAGAUAGCAAGCGAGGGACUGGAAGCAGGGACCCCCGUGGAGGCUUGGCCACCAGCCGUGGUAGCCUCAGAGCCAGCCCCAGCACAGCCCCCCUCACCCCCACUGGAGCUCCAGCCUAGCCACGCACCACCUGCAGCGCCAGCCACAUCUAAAGAAUCCCUGUCCAGGCCAGCAGAGGAAGGCGGAGCAUCAGCCUCAGUGGUCGUCACCCCCGGGGAAGACGGGAGCUCAUCGUCAGACGACGCAUCAACCAGCUCUCAGCCUGACAGGGUCCUUGAUGCUAAGGUGGAGAGGUUAACAAAGAAACUGGAGGAGAGACGGGAUGAGAAAAAGAAAGAGGGUGAAAUAAAGGAGAUGGAGAGAAGGAAGAUGGGGAAGGAGAUGCUGGACUUCAAGAUGAAGAACGAGGAUGAGAAGACCAAGCGCAUUAUGGAUGAGAGGAGCAGAGAGAAGGCAGAGGAGAAGGCUGCCAGGGAGCGUGUCAAAGCACAGAUCGCCCUGGACCGUGCUGACAGAGCUGCCCGCUAUGCCAAUAACCAGGAGGAGGUGGAGGUAGCCCGGCUGGCAGCACUGCAGGCCAGACAAGCAGAGGCGGAAGCCAAGAAGGAGAUCGUACACAGGGAGAGGAGCGCCAUAGCAAGAAUACAGUUCCGUCUCCCAGAUGGUUCUUUCUUCACCAGGCAGUUCUCCUCAGAGGCCAGACUGAAUGAGGCUCGGCAGUUUGCUGUCAAUGAAGUGGGAAAUCGCUAUGGCAACUUCUCCCUGGCGACUAUGUUCCCUCGCAGGGAGUUUACGGCUGACGACCUGGGUAAGACUCUACUGGAGUUGGAGCUGGCUCCCGGUGCCUCCAUAGUCCUGCUGCCUCAAACAGGACGGCCCAAUAACACAGUGGUGCAGUCUGGAGGGGGUAUCUGGGCUGUGUUGGGUACCAUCCUCUACCCCCUUCUGGCUGUGUGGAGGUUCCUGAGUGGCUUCCUCUUCACCAGCCCCGCCACCCCCGGAGCAGCAGGCGCCAGAGGCCCAGCCCAGCAGCCCAACACUAACUCAGGCUCUGGUUCCUCCUCCUCAUCUGCUGAACCGAAGAGAGAAACCCUUCGCAAACGCACACUGGAGAAGCAACCAGUAGACUUCAAACGAGACGGUAAAAUCCACAGGCUACGGAAUCACCAGGACAGUGAGGAUGAAAAUAACACUUGGAACGGCAACUCUACCCAGCAGAUGUAGUGCAAUAACACUCCCCCCCCUCCCCCUCUUCCUUCCCUCCUGCUAAUAAUAGGGCUGUUUGUUUUAUGUUUAUCUUGUCUAAGCCUGUACUCUGCUCCUCCCCUGCAUGGGUAGAUGUAAUCAAGUUUACCUCCCGACCGUUGGGCUUGAACAGAGAAGACCCCCUUUGUGUUGAAACUGUUACUUGAUUCAUUCAGCCUCCUUACAGAAUACAACCAGCCGGGGGGACCGUCAGUAUCCUGACAUGUCUACUGUAUGAUGAAGGGCUGAGACAGGUGUUGAUUGAUGGCCUUGUCUAAAUGAGAACUUUUGUUUAAUUUAACAUUUAACAUUCAAUAACCAGAUAAAAUGGUGUUUAAUGCUGUAUAAUACGAGGCCUGUGUGUGUAGCAGUAUUUAAUCAAGGCUGUGACCCCUUGGUAUAGACUACCUCCCUCGGCAGUAGAAUGUGCUUCUACUACUAGUUGAACAUGGGAAACCACUGUACUGCUCUCAUUUAACUAUGGGAAUAAAAAUGUUUUCCAAUAAACAA
Messenger RNA from Oncorhynchus keta (chum salmon), 5979 nucleotides. RefSeq names its product R3H domain-containing protein 1-like. The record is from RefSeq and is a predicted model, not a curated record. Gene Ontology annotation, molecular function: nucleic acid binding; protein binding. Lineage: Eukaryota; Metazoa; Chordata; Actinopteri; Salmoniformes; Salmonidae.